UUUAAAGGCCCUCCCACCCAGUCGGUUGUGAGUGACUCGAUUGAUUUCUAUCAUAAACAGUGACCGCCGAAAACAUUAUUGGAGGUUCCACUAUGGACAAUAAUUCUACAAGAUAUAAUGUACAGUUAUAUAUUUACGAUUUAUCGAGGGGAAUGGCGCGCAACCUCAGUCCUAUCAUGCUGGGAAAGCAACUGGACGGUAUAUGGCACACAGCAAUAGUUGCGUAUGGAGAUGAGUUCUUUUUUGGAGGAGAAGGAAUCUCCAGUUGUUCACCUGGUGGGACAAUGCUGGGACCUCCAGACACAGUUGUGGAACUCGGUGAGACUGAAGUGUCAGAGGAAAUCUUCAUGGAAUAUCUCUCAUCCCUGGGAGAAAGCACUUACAGAGGUGACACGUAUCGGCUGUUUGAGCACAAUUGCAACACAUUCACCAACGAGGUUGCUCAGUUCCUAACUGGUGUGCCUAUCCCUUCCUACAUCACUGACCUCCCGUCCGAAGUCCUUGCCACACCAUUUGGCCAGAUAUUGCGGCCCAUUCUGGACUCCAUCCAUAUCGCCCCUCCUGGAGGCAAUGUCAUCAACGGAGGGAGAAACAUCUAAACUGAAGGAUCAACUCAUUCACUUCCACUGUAGUCAAAAAGCAAAGAGUCAGCAACUUACAUUUUGAUAGGUUCUUUUUUUUCACUUCUUUCACUCCCUUCACUAAGUAAAUCACUACAUUUUAGAAUUAAGAUCUCGUGCCAUACCCCUCUAAACUCAGAGGUUUCCCUAAUAGGAAGUUUGUCAGAAUAGGUAGGACCAGUGCCACAAAAAGAUGCAUUUCAAAAUCAAACUAUGAACUACAGUAUUUACUUACUAAGUUAUCCCCCUGGAAUCUAAGUUUGGCCAGGAGAGUAACAUUCUUCUUGGCCAGGAACUGUUUGGCCCCUAGAGCUUCCUAGAUGUCCAAGUGAAGCAGCCACAAGUUUUUCUGUCAAAACAUGUUGCACACUGUACAAAACAGCAAAAUCAUCUCAUAGAGGAUGAUCCCCGGAAAAUGUAAUGGAAGAAAAAUGUUAUUCGUAGUAACUGUAACCUAAAAAUAUGCCAUUUAAGAAACAAUUAUGGAAUUUUAAUUCAAAACUACGUCCUUUAGAUCCGUGGUCCCCAAUCUUUUUUGUACUACGGACCGGCAAUGUGCGGCAGAAAAAUAGAGUAGAUACAGUGCCCUGCAAAAGUAUUCGACCCCCUUGAACCUUGCAACCUUUCGCCACAUUUCAGGCUUCAAAC
This is a messenger RNA of Corythoichthys intestinalis (scribbled pipefish), 1268 nucleotides long. It is a transcript of the gene desi1a, whose product is annotated as desumoylating isopeptidase 1a. Gene Ontology annotation, molecular function: peptidase activity. The record is from RefSeq and is a predicted model, not a curated record. NCBI's taxonomy places the organism in Eukaryota, Metazoa, Chordata, Actinopteri, Syngnathiformes, Syngnathidae. The transcript has 6 exons. The coding region runs from base 93 to 599 and encodes 168 amino acids. Gene Ontology annotation, biological process: protein modification by small protein removal.